AUGUCUUCGAGCUCAUCGACGUCAAGGAAUCAGCUACAAGUCACUCAUGUUCAGUCGCAAGAAGGGAUAAAGACUAGGUUGAGGAAAUGUAGCUUCUUUGAAUGGAAAGAUGAAGAACAGGCAGACGGGUACUACAAAAACCUACUAUAUUCUCUGAAGCAGAAACUGGAUGCCAAAGAUGAAAUGUCUAUGAUGAACAAUUUGAGGAGAAGGAUUGCUGAAGUGGAGUUUUUGCUGUCACAUGAGCAGUAUAAGGUGGCAAAGAGUGAGAAAGAAGUUCAUGAUGCAAUGAAGUCAAUAGGCAAGUACAAGAUGAUAUUUGCCCUGUUGUUUGGUUGCUUGGUCCUAUGUGUUUUGAAGUUAGGGGGGUCAAUGUAG
Molecule: messenger RNA, 378 nt
Organism: Lactuca saligna
Lineage: Eukaryota; Viridiplantae; Streptophyta; Magnoliopsida; Asterales; Asteraceae
Source: the annotation of a GenBank genome assembly